AUGCUCUGUAGGGUGCGGCGACAGUGGCAGCAGCAGCAGCAGCAGCAGCAGCAGCAGCAGCAGCAGCAGCACCCCAAGACGAUGGCGACCCCCUGCACACUCCCGACCGACAGCAGCCACACUGGACGCAGCAGCAGCAACAGCAGCAACAGCAGCAGCAGCAGCAGCAGCAACUGCAGCAGCAGCAGCAGCAGCAGGUGGGCUUGCGUCUGCGGCGCCUGCUGCUGGUCCCCGGCCCCCUCCUCCUGUGCCUCCUUCCUGCGGCAGCGGCUCAGCUGCUGCAGCGCAGCAGCAAAGGUCCGCCGCCUCCAGCUGCUGCUGCUGCCUCUGCUGAAGCGAUAUCAGCAACUGCAGCAGCAGCAGCAGCAGCAGCAGCAGCAGCAGCAGCAGCAGCAGCAACAGCAGCAACAGAUUGAGGAGUUUAGAGCGACGAUCCGAUCAGUGGUGGGACUCUGUACAGAGAGCUAG
This is a messenger RNA of Eimeria mitis, 468 nucleotides long. RefSeq lists its product as uncharacterized. The record is from RefSeq and is a predicted model, not a curated record. NCBI's taxonomy places the organism in Eukaryota, Apicomplexa, Conoidasida, Eucoccidiorida, Eimeriidae. The coding region runs from base 1 to 468 and encodes 155 amino acids. The transcript has 2 exons.